AUGGCCCGUACGCCGAAUCGAGCAGACCAUGGCACAGGCGAUGUUCAGGGACGUAUCGACACGCUGAAGCGGCUAACAAUGUCGUCCGAGGCUGAGCGACAGCGGCUGGGCUUUCGGCAAAAGCCAGGCCCUGCGAGGCAGGCCACGUCGGCAGGGCCGAUCCCUUCGCGGCUUCCGUUGGGCUCGCUGGAGCUUCUGGACUCGGACCGAGCAGGGGCUGCAGAACCUUUGCCCGCUCCUCACAAGUUAGCAUCCGCUGCCUCGGCGAAGCUGCGUGCAGCGUUACUAUUCGAGGAGUCUGAGGCAGCUGAAGUUCGCAACUUCCUUGUCGACAGCGGCCUGCACUCAUAUGCCGAUGCUUUCAUUGAGAAUGGCUUCGACUGCAUGGAUGUGGUGCAGGAAAUGGAAGAGCGGCACAUGAGAGAGCUGGGCAUGAAACCUGGCCACAUGAUCAAGCUGAAGCUGCGGCUUGCGUCCCGACUGCCAUCCAGUGCGAGCGCGCUGGAAAGCAACAUCCACCUGACAGCGGAGAUGGUGCAGGCAGUUUCCCCGUGUGCUUCACAGUCACAAGAGCUGGAGGCCCCCCAGACAGCGCAGGUGCGACGCACGAUGCCGGCAUCCCCUGCGCAGACCAACCUGGUGGAAGAGGGGCCCUCAUGCCUCCUGCAUGGUGAGCUGGAUGAGGCUGCAGAGGCGGAUUGGGGGGCAUCUGAAAGUUCUGUUUUUCCGGAGCUCUGA
Messenger RNA from Symbiodinium natans, 738 nucleotides. Lineage: Eukaryota; Dinophyceae; Suessiales; Symbiodiniaceae. The record is from the annotation of a GenBank genome assembly.